Tribolium madens (black flour beetle) is the source of this 1582-nucleotide messenger RNA. RefSeq names its product lysophospholipid acyltransferase 5 (gene nes). Gene Ontology annotation, molecular function: 1-acylglycerophosphocholine O-acyltransferase activity; lysophospholipid acyltransferase activity. The transcript is spliced from 5 exons. Gene Ontology annotation, cellular component: membrane. Gene Ontology annotation, biological process: lipid modification; phosphatidylcholine biosynthetic process. The coding region runs from base 66 to 1457 and encodes 463 amino acids. The record is from RefSeq and is a predicted model, not a curated record. Lineage: Eukaryota; Metazoa; Arthropoda; Insecta; Coleoptera; Tenebrionidae.
UCAUCUUCGCACUUGUGGGAUUAAAUAUGACGUCAAUUUUGUGACUCGAAUCCAAAUUUUAAAAAAUGUCUCACGAGACGUCCCUUGGUGUAGUGGCAAAAUUAAGUGGUUUAUUGGGCACAAAUGAGCCGGCUCUACGUCUCUUACUUACAAUUUUAGCUGGUUACCCUUUGGCCCUGGUGCAUCGCAAAUACGUCUAUGGCAGGGCCCCACCCGUCCAACACCUCUUUUCAAUCACUUGUGGAUUGCUCUUAGGCUAUUGGAACUACGGCUUUGAUAUUUUCCACACAAUUUUCGCCAUAAGCGUCACCUACGCAGUAUUAACAAUUCUAGGGGGCACGUCUUUAAGCGUUGGGAUUGUUUUUGUUUUUAAUCUAGUUUACCUCUUAGCCGGGUAUUAUUAUGCCGGGACGGAUACGUACGACAUUAAUUGGACUAUGCCCCAAUGUAUCCUUGUUUUGCGCUUAAUCGCCGUCGCUUUUGACUUGUAUGACGGCCAACAGCCGGAGGAGUCUCUCGGGGGCGAAAACCGCAAAGUUGCCCUAAAAUCAUGCCCCACAAUUCUGGAAUUCUUCGCUCAUGCCUUGUUCCCAGCGAGUUUCAUGGUGGGGCCCCAAUUUCCCAUGAAACGAUACCAGGAUUUCGUGGCGGGGAAAUUUGAGCGUGAUUGUACCGAAGCUGCAAUGAAGAGAUUCGCCCUUGGAGUGUUUUAUUUAAUUGUGUUUCAAAUUUUGGGGCUGUUUGUCUCCGAUGAUUAUAUGUACUCGGGGGAGUUUCAGGAGUUAAGUUUUCUGAAGAAAAUGCUAUUAAUGGGGUUAUGGGGGCGGUUCACGCUCUAUAAGUACAUUUCCUGUUGGUUGUUGACAGAAGGGGCGUGUAUUUUAUUUGGGUUGGCUUAUAACGGGAAAGGGGCCAAUGGGGAGUCGCUUUGGAACGGUGUUGAAAACGUUAAGUUAUCGACAUUUGAAAAUACAACAGAGUUCACUCAUUACAUACAAUCGUUUAAUAUAAAUACGAAUCAAUGGUCCGCUCAGUAUAUUUAUAAGAGAUUGAAGUUUUUGGGGAAUCGACAUGUUAGUCAGUUGGCAACAUUGGUGUUUUUGGCGAUAUGGCACGGUUUCCAUUCAGGGUACUACGUGUGUUUCUUCUUUGAAUUUAUGGUCGUUUAUAUGGAACGAGAAGUCAAAUCAAUCGUUAGUAAUAAUACGCUAUUGAGUGAAUUCUUUUCCAAUCCAGGAGUUGCACAAAUCGUUAAAAUUCUUUUAAGGAUUUACACUUUUGUUUUUAUGGGUUGGUGUUUGAUGCCUUUUGCCCUUUUGAAAUUGGAUAAAUAUUGGAGUGCGUUUAGUGGGGUUAGCCAUGUCGGCUCAAUUUUCUUUUUAUUGUGGCCUGUGGUUUAUGGUCCCAUUCUUAAGGCUGUUUUUAAGAGGGACAAGAAGAAGGAGCGAAAUGAAUGAAGUUUUUUAGUAUUAAAUUGUAGUCACACGUACUUAUAUGCAAUUUUUUCAAAUUGUCACAGCACAAUUAUAGUAUUUUUUAUUUAUUGUACGUUAUUGUUAUUAAUAAAUUCUCUACAAAACAA